Molecule: messenger RNA, 3225 nt
Organism: Hyaloscypha bicolor E
Lineage: Eukaryota; Fungi; Ascomycota; Leotiomycetes; Helotiales; Hyaloscyphaceae
Product: acetyl-CoA synthetase-like protein
Exons: 7
Coding region: 1-3225 (1074 amino acids)
Molecular function (GO): phosphopantetheine binding
Source: RefSeq, a predicted model, not a curated record
AUGGCGCCAGACGCACCUUUUACGUACUUCACUUGUACACUUGGACAAGCAGCAGAGCAGAAUAGGGCGCUACCACGUGACUUCGGGACUGCUACGGAGUUCAUUGACCUUCAAGCUCGACUCCAUCCUGACAAGCCUGCUGUUGGUUUCCCUUUGCCAACUUCUGAGAGUAGAGAAAGUUGGGGCUGCAAUAUCUUUUCCUUCAAGGACUUGCAAAGGGGUUCUGCUGGAGUGGCGAACUCGCUGAGGGAACUGGUGCAAACUAACCGCCCGAUUGAGAGACAAUUUUGUGUGGGUUUAAUAUGUGGGAGUUCAGAGGAUUUCUUAUUCGCAUGGCUUGGAUUGAUGAGGGCUGGGUUUGUUGUGCUGCUCAUUGCGCAACCGGAGGCUAUUGCACAUCUGUGCAAGUCAUGUGAGGUUUCAACGUUAUUUUACGAUCAAGUUUAUCACGACCUCGCUCGCUCAGCAACAAAAGCCUUGCCUGCUUCUCUCGUGGCACACAUCCUCCCAUGGCAACAGUCUAAAACACCACUCACCUGGAUUACCAAGAACACUCCACCGAACCUUAACUAUACGCCUGUAUGCCAGUCAACAUCCGAAUCGACCGCAUACAUCCACCACACCUCCGGUACUUCAACCGGACUCCCAAAGCCCAUCCCUCAAACGCACCAUGCGGCAGUCGGUGUCCUACCCCUCCUCUCCGGGUCGUCUGCCGCAACAUUUACAACUACACCACUUUACCAUGGAGGAAUUGCGGACUGCUUCCGUGCCUGGACAUCCAAUGCACUGAUCUGGCUCUUUCCCUGCAGCAGCGUACCAAUCACAGCACAGAAUAUCAUCUCCUCGCUCUCCGUCGCCCAUCAGACAGCUACUCAAAGUAUAAAUCCCGUUGCUAAAGUAAAGUACUUCUCAAGCGUGCCCUAUGUUCUCCAAAUGAUGGCUGAGGACAAAGGCGGCCUCGCCUGGCUCCAAAAGAUGGAUAUCGUCGGCGUCGGCGGUGCAGCACUCCCUGAUGGCGUAGGCGACACACUCGUUUCCAAUGGAGUAAAUCUUAUCUCCCGCUUUGGCAGCGCAGAAUGUGGAUUCCUACUCUCCUCACGCCGGAAUUACUCCACAGACAAAGACUGGCAAUACCUACGACUCCCGUCCCCAGGUCCGUAUCUCAGAUUCGAGAAACAAGAUGAUGGAUCAGGACUUUCCGAGUUAGUAGUUUUAAAAGGCUGGCCACACAUGGCCAAGACAAACCGCGAAGAUGGAAGUUUUGCAACGAGUGAUUUGUUUGAGCCUCAUGCUGAGAUCCAGGGGGCGUGGAGGUAUCACAGCCGGAGUGAUAGUCAGAUUAUUUUGAUCACGGGGAAGAAGUUUGAUCCAGCGCCAGUGGAGGAUGCGAUUGUUGCUGCUGUAGGGGAGGUUAGGGAUUGCUUUGUGUUUGGCAAUGGGGAACGGGUUCCGGGUGCGUUGAUAAUUUUGAAAGACGAUAUGACUGCUUUGGUGUGGGAAGAGGAGGUCGAGGAGAGAGUUUGGGAAGUGAUUGAAGAGGUAAAUUCCAGGGGUCAGGAUCAUACGAGGAUCUCGAGGGAGAUGAUAGUUUGGAGAAGGGAGGGAAAGUUGGAGAAGAGUAGUAAGGGGACGGUGUUGAGAAGUGCUGCUGAGAAGACUUUCGCGAGUGAUAUCAAGGCAGCCUAUGCUAAGGAUACGAACAGCGUCCCGAUUUCAAACUCCGGAAGCAAGAGUGCGAAGGAGAUUAUCCGGGGAGUGGUAAUUGGUGUUCUUGGGGCGGUAGAAUUGCAAGACCAAGACGAUUUCUAUCAGCAUGGCAUUGAUUCUGCGAGUUGUAUGAGAAUCAGAAACCAGCUGGGGAAGCACUUCCAUGGCAAAGAAAAACCACUUCCCUGGAAUAUUGUGUACGACUGUGGAAAUAUUGAAAGGCUGGCAGAAUUUCUCUGCAGUUGGCAAAGAGGAGAGGAGGUCGACGAAAGUGAGACUAAAGAAAUGCUCGAUUUGGUCGAUCGAUACUCCGUCCUUUGUGAGCCCGCCACGAAGCAUCUAAGUGAGACCUUUUCAAGCUCAAACAACGGGGUAAAGGGAGAAGUCGUGAUUUUGACAGGAGCUACCGGUGCUCUGGGUUCACACAUCCUGUCUCAGCUCCUAGCCAGCCCCUCCGUAACACAAGUCUACUGUCUCGUGAGACCCAAGGACACUGAAACCGCGAGCGAAAGAGUCCUAGCAACUCUGAAACAGCGAUUCCUUCUCGCUCUUUCAAAGUCAUCACUUGAGAAACUUCAAUCCUUGCCUGCAAAGCUCGAAGAAGAGAAUCUUGGUUUCAAGAUGUCUGUUUACGAACAGCUGCGAGAUAGGGUUUCUACUAUCAUUCAUGCUGCAUGGCCAGUAAACUUCUCACUCCCACUCCGAGCUUUCGAACAUUCACUUCAGGGACUUCAAAACUUACUCCAGCUCUCCAACUCCUCAUCGAGAUCACCAAAUUUUGUUUUCUGCUCAAGUACUGCUGCAGUACUUGGUUCGAACCACCCCGGCGUCAUCCCAGAAACAGUUUCCACAUCCCCUGAAGAUUCGGAUACUUUGGGCUACUCGAAGAGCAAAUGGGUCGCUGAAACGAUCUGUUCUCGAGUUGCUGAAUCCUGCAACAAGGAAUCGAGAUUCAAGGUUUUGAGAAUUGGUCAAUUGACUGGCGAUACGGAACACGGCGUUUGGAAUAUGAGUGAAGCAUAUCCGCUUAUGCUCAGCACUCUUAAUGAUCUUGGUUGUCUUCCCAGAAUAAAUGACAAGUUGAGCUGGCUUCCGCUUGAUGUUGCAGCGAACGCUGUUUGUGAGAUUGCUUUGGCCGAUAAGGAAAGAUCUCGGGCUUCGACGAGUAGGAAGUCUAGUGAAGUGUAUAAUGUUGUCAACAAUGACACCACCACUUCUUUCAUGGACCUCCUUGGCUGGCUAAAGGAGAUGAACAAAGAUCCUUUUGAGAUUUUGGAAUCAAGAGAGUGGUCAGAGAGGUUGGAGAAAAUGGAGAGCCAUCCAGCGAAAGCACUGCUUGGACUCUGGCGGCCAGCGUUUGAGGGCAGCGCUCGCGAGGAUCUGGAGCGAGUCGCCACAUUUGACACCACAAACGCUAAGGAGGUGAGCCAAACAAUGAGAGGCGUUCGUCCAGUUGAUGAGAAAUUAUUCGCAAAGAUCUGGAAAUGGGUGGAAGGAGAGAUGGCGAAGAAGACUUGA